Spizellomyces punctatus DAOM BR117 is the source of this 3384-nucleotide messenger RNA. RefSeq names its product DNA repair protein SMC6. NCBI's taxonomy places the organism in Eukaryota, Fungi, Chytridiomycota, Chytridiomycetes, Spizellomycetales, Spizellomycetaceae. Gene Ontology annotation, molecular function: damaged DNA binding; single-stranded DNA binding. The coding region runs from base 1 to 3384 and encodes 1127 amino acids. The transcript has 25 exons. The record is from RefSeq and is a predicted model, not a curated record. Gene Ontology annotation, biological process: double-strand break repair via homologous recombination. Gene Ontology annotation, cellular component: site of double-strand break; Smc5-Smc6 complex; nucleus.
AUGGUGGACAUGGAAGACGACGAUCCGCCGUCGAGUGUUCCAGAAGCUCCGUCAAGUCCUCUCUAUAGUAAUUCUGGACGUACCAGUGCAGGAAAAAAACGCCGACCUUCCGUCAACGAUAGUGGUAGCCGGAAGAAACGACGAUCCCAUGUAGAUUACGACAGCGCUUCGUCCAACUCUGACACUGAAAGCGUCAUAGAAGAAAUUUUUACCAAGAAUGGGGCGCGUGAGUUGGACGGAACCGGGACCGUCGCACGCGUCGAAUUGGUGAAUUUCAUGUGUCAUAAAUACCUUGCCGUAUCCUUUGGUCGCAAGAUAAAUUUCAUUGUUGGACAUAACGGGAGUGGAAAGAGCGCCAUCUUAACGGCAUUGGCUAUAUGCCUGGGAGGGAGAGCAACGUUUACCAACAGAGCGGGGAGUUUGAAGGAAUUCCUUCGUGAAGGAAGCCAAGUAGGCUCCGUGAGUGUGACCUUACGGAACGAGGGCGAGGAUGCGUAUAAACCUCACGAAUACGGCAAUACCAUCACCAUCGAACGAAAAAUUCUUCGGGAGGGCUCAAGCACCUACAGACUGAAGUCAGCUCAAGGGGCAACGAUUUCUACGAAGCGAGAUGAGCUGGUGGCCAUUUGUGACCACAUGCAGAUACUGGCGAAUAACCCUAUGACCAUAUUAACGCAAGAUUCUGCCCGGAGCUUCCUUGCAAACAGCACGUCCGUGGACAAGUAUAAUUUCUUUAUGAAUGGCACUCAGCUGAAUCAGCUCAGUGCUGAUUACUAUAUGAUUAAUGAGAGCGUCUCCACCAUCGAGAAUGUGUUGCAGCACAAGCGACAGGUCUUACCGGAAAUGAAAUCUUCGGUGAAAGAUCUCGAGACCACUUUGAAGAAUUUGGAGCAAGCGAAAGACCUCGAGGAGCACGUGGAACAUUUAAAGAAGCAAAUGGCUUGGGCACAGAUUGCGGAAGAGGAACAGGAAGUCGAAGCGAAAAGGAAGGCUGCAGAAAAAGCCCAGCGGAAAGUGGACCUUGUGCAUACCAAAAUCUCCGACUGUGAGAAUGCCUUGUCCGACAUUGGGAAAGAAAUAGACAAUUUGGAAACCCAGAUUGCACAUCAAAAGCAAGCGACACAACCACUACACGAGCAAAAGCAGCAGAUUGUGCAAGAGAUCAUGGCGCUCCGACAGAGGUUGAUGGAUUUUGCUACUGAAGAGCAGGAGAUGAAUACCACCGUGAAAACCCACCGGCGAAAUAGAGAUGACUUCCGAAGACGAAUUGCGGAAGAGACGAAAAAGACUGAAAAUGACAGUCGAACCACCCGAAAGCAGCAGCUGACCCUAAUUAGCGAACGCGAAACUGAGAAGGCCGUCCUUGAGGAAAAAUUGCGUCAGCUUCAAUUGGAGCGAGAUCGCGUAGAAACGGCCCAUGGUGAAGCUACCGAUAGAUUGCGUGAAGCGCAAGGACGAUUACGACGAUUUGACGCUGACAUACGAUCUUGCCAAGAAAGAAUCUCGGGUCUGUCGCGGCAGCGAACUGACCGACUGGCCGCUUUUGGUCCCACUAUGGGGAAUGUGGUACGGAUGGUUGAAGAGUAUGAGCAGCAGGGACGUUGGACGGGACGAAAACCGAUUGGGCCGUUAGGAUUGCACGUGAAGGUCCUGCAGGAUGACUUUGCUCGCGUCAUUGAAAGCUUGCUGGGCAAUACUCUGAACUCGAUGGCAGUCGAGAAUCAAGAAGAUCUACUGACUAUGCAGAGUAUUUUGGAUCGUUGCAGAUGUCCUAGUAACAUUUUGAAGUAUUCAAGACGACCCAUUCACUUUAAAAACGGCGAGCCAGACACCCAAUACUUAACCGUUUUGCGUGCUCUUGAGUUCGACAACGACGUUGUGCGAGAUCAGUUGAUUUUACAACAUCACAUCGAACAAAUGGUUCUGGUACAAACUCGCGACGAGGGAAAUGCCAUCACGGGGAAAAGCUUUCCGCGUAAUGUUAGCGGCGUCUUCACCAUAGAUUGCUUUUCCAUGGGUAGUCGCGGCGGUGGUCUUUCGACACAGAGUAUAGUUCCGUAUCGAGGCCAGCCGAGGCUGGCGGCAGAUGUCAGCAUCUUUAUUAGACAAGAGGAGGCUCAAAUCAAUCAAUUGCGCGAGGAAAAGGCGGCAUGGAAACCGACAGUCGAUCAACUGGAAGAUCAGGUGGCUGCCGUGUCGCAGCAACGGCAGAGGCUCAGGGCGGAGCAGGUGGCGCUUCAUAGUGAUGUUGGGAAGAAAGAGACCGAGAUCCGGCAAAUGCGUGAGGAUUUGGUGGACGACGAAGAAUCGAACAUUGGGGCUUUGCAAGAGGCGUGCAAGUAUGAAGAGGAUCAAAUAGAGCUCAUUCUGCGGCAGUUCGAAGCGCUUGAAGGGCAACGGCGAGAGGUGCAAACAGCGGAGGCGUCGCUAAAAGCGCAAUUGGCCACACUUGAGGAUGAGCGGCAGAUCAUGGUUGAGCGCCACACGGCGCUUACGAAUAGGGUCAGGGAAGCCGCAGACAAGAAAGUGAAAUACGAAAAUGAUCGUACGCACUGGGAGAAUCAGCGUAUACAAUAUCAGGAGAAACUUCGCCAGGCUCAAGAGGAACUCAACGUUGCGGAGGAGCAGCUGGCGGUUGAUACUGAAAAGUGCGAACAGUACUGCGAGCGCGUACCUGUGGAUAAACCAGCCGAUGAAAUUGAGCGAGAUAUCAGAUUGUGCCAGGCGCGCUUGAAAGAGAUCGAGAAGAAGCAUGGAAGUCGAGACGAUGUAUACCAUGCUUACGUUACCAAGAAGGCGGCUUAUGCUGCCGCAAAAAGAGAAAUACAAAAUACGGAGCUCCUCAUCCGUGAGGUAAAAAACUCACUGCAGAGCCGGCUGAACUCUUGGUCAUCGUUCAGACACUACAUUUCCAUUCGAGCAAAGACUCUGUUUGCGGAGCUUAUGCGAAAGAGAGGUUAUCGAGGACGCUUGGUUCUAGAUCACCAUGGCAGGAGCUUGGAACUCAAGGUACAAAAGCAAGAUGAUGGCGGGACAGCCGACGGCAGAACAGCAAGUAGCACUUCAAAAGACAAAGAUCCUCGUGCCUUGUCUGGCGGAGAGAAAAGUUUUUCUACAGUAUGUUUGCUCUUGGCUCUGUGGGAGAGCAUGGGAAGCCCAUUCCGUGCUUUGGAUGAAUUCGAUGUUUUCAUGGACGCUGUAAACCGACGCGUCAGCAUGAAAGCAAUGAUUGACAAUGCUCGAGAACAGGAUCGCGCAUGUCAGUAUAUUUUCAUCACACCACAAACAAUGGGGAACGUUCCCGGAUUGGGUGGACCGGACGUCCGAGUCCACAGGUUGCAAGAUCCUGAACGUGGACAAACACGCAUCGCGGCAGGAUCCUGA